AUGCAAUUGUUCAGUUUCUUAUUAGCUGCUCCAUUAGUAUCAUCUGUGAUUGCUUGGUCUCCAAGCAACGGUUACGCUCCUGCCAAUGUCAGUUGUCCUUCUGACUUCAAUUUAAUUAGAGAAGCUUCCUCUCAAUUAUCUGAUAACGAAACUGAAUGGUUAUCAUUAAGAAAUGAAGUUACCUCUGAAGCUUUACAAAAUUUCUUAAACAGAGCCACUAGAAAUUUCACCAAUUCUUCCUUGAUCGAUGAUUUAUUCUCUGGUAACUCAUCAAAUGUACCAAAGAUUGGUAUUGCUUGUUCCGGUGGUGGUUACAGAGCUAUGUUAAGUGGUGCUGGUAUGAUUGCUGCCUUCGAUAACAGAACUGUCGGUGCUAACGAAAAUGGUUUAGGUGGUCUAUUACAAAGUACCACCUAUUUGGCCGGUUUAUCCGGUGGUAACUGGUUGACUGGUACCUUGGCCUUAAACAAUUGGACUUCUGUUCAAGAUAUUGUUGACAAUAUGGGUAACAACGGUUCUAUUUGGGAUAUCUCUAAUAGUUUAGUAACUCAAGAUGCCGCUACUGUCCAAUUAUGGACUCAAGUUUUCCAAGCUAUUGCUUCCAAACAAGAAGCUGGUUUUAACACUACAUUAGCCGAUUACUGGGGACGUGCUUUAUCAUAUGACUUCUUCCCAACCUUGCCACAAGGUGGUGCCGGUUUAACCUGGUCCACUAUCAGAGAUUCUGAUGUCUUCAGAAGAGGUUUGAUGCCAUUCCCAAUUUCUGUCACUGACGUCAGACAUCCAUACAGUGGUAUUACAUACAUGAACUCUACUAUCGUUGAAUUCAACCCAUUCGAAAUGGGUUCUUGGGAUCCAUCUUUGAACUCCUUUGCUGAUGUUAAGUUCAUCGGUUCUGAUGUCUCUAACGGUACUGCUGUCAAUGAAGGUCAAUGUAUUGCAGGUUUUGACAAUGCAGGUUUCGUUUUAGGUACAUCUUCAACUCUAUUUACUCCAAGUAUGGUUGAAGCUGUUGAACUAAUUUUGGGUAAUAGCACCAAUACUACCGUGGGUGAGUUACUAAUCAGUAUGAUCUCUAAUGAUAAUGAAGAUGUUGCAUUGUUUGCUCCAAACCCAUUCAGAGAUUCUGCUUUCGGUUCUAACUCUGACUUAUCUAGUGACCCUUCCUUGUUCUUGGCUGAUGGUGGUGAAGACACUAUCGAAGUUCCAUUGAUUUCUUUGAUUCAAAAACAAAGAGACUUGGAUGUUGUCUUCGCUUUUGACAACUCUGCUGACACUGUUGACUCCUGGCCAAAUGGUACCGCUAUGGUUGGUGCUUACCGUCGUCAAUUCUCUGAACAAGGUCAAGACAUCGCUUUCCCAUAUGUUCCGGAUGAAGAAACUUUCGUUAGCGAGGGUUUGAACAAGAGACCAACCUUCUUCGGUUGUGACGCUCGUAAUUUAACUGAAUUAUCUUAUAUCCCACCAUUGUUGAUUUAUGUUCCAAAUGCUGAUUACUCAUUUGCCAGUAACACCAGUACUUUGCAAUUGCAAUAUUCAGAAGCUGAAAGUAAGGCUUUGAUUCAAAACGGUUUCGAAGCUGCCACCAGAGGUAACCUUACAGAUGACUCCCGUUUCAUGGGCUGUGUCGCUUGUGCUGUCAUGAGACGUAAGCAACAAAGUAUGAAUGCCACCUUACCAGCUGAAUGUAAUGCUUGUUUAGCUGAAUACUGUUGGACCGGUACCGCUGCUUCUAUUCCAGAUGAUAUUACCAACUCUACUUCUACAAACACCUCAUCUAGUGUCGCUGAAUCCUCAUCUGCUACUGACCAAUCUACUUUGACUACCUCCACUGUCUCAAGUAGAUCUUCUACUAGAUCUGCCACCGGUUCUGCCACUUCAAGUUCAGCCAACUCUGCUGCUGCCGCUACCACCUCUUCUACUCGUCAAAACAAUGCUGGUAACUCCUUGAUGGAAACCUCUAAGUUUGCCAUGUCAUUCGUAUUUGUCUUGAACCUAUUCUUAGGUAAUUUGUAA
Vanderwaltozyma polyspora DSM 70294 is the source of this 2016-nucleotide messenger RNA. RefSeq lists its product as uncharacterized. The coding region runs from base 1 to 2016 and encodes 671 amino acids. Gene Ontology annotation, biological process: glycerophospholipid catabolic process. Gene Ontology annotation, molecular function: A2-type glycerophospholipase activity. The transcript has a single exon. NCBI's taxonomy places the organism in Eukaryota, Fungi, Ascomycota, Saccharomycetes, Saccharomycetales, Saccharomycetaceae. Gene Ontology annotation, cellular component: extracellular region; intracellular membrane-bounded organelle; cytosol. The record is from RefSeq and is a predicted model, not a curated record.